GAUGAUGUGAGGAGUGACGACACGGCGCAUCAAAGGCACGAGGCUGCUGCUGGAGCCCGAACCGAAGCAGCAACGGCAGGGACAGGUCGAGACGCACCGAACCCCGCAGACGCGCCAGUGCACCGAAUCCUGCGAUAAAAAGAUGCUCCAGUUCGGCGGCAGGGUGCGCGGCGUUCCCGCGCUGGUCUCUCUGAUUCUGGUGGCGUUGGCGGCGGCAUCAUCUGAUCUGUUUGACAACCAACUGGGCGAUAUCAAUUACUGCAAAAAGCAAUGCCAGAUGUCCAUCAAAAACAAAAGCCCCGCCAAAGACUCCAUCAUGAAUGCCUGUCACCGCGGCUGUCGGCUGUACUCCAUCUGCCAGUUUGUGAAUGGAAAUACGGGCAUCAAUACCAGCAAAGAAGAGUGCCAGGGAGCAUGCCAGGAGGCCUACAGUAAACUGCUGGAGCAGGAGGCGUGCAGCACGGGGUGUGCCAGCCAACCCGCUGAGCCGGAGAUCAAACGGAGAAAGCUCAAGGCCCUGACCAACCGGCCCAAGCCCAUCUCUGUUAUGGAUGCCGUGUCUAGCUGGUGCAAUGACAUCGUCAGCUCCGCCCAGAGCUUCAUUUCUUCCACCUGGACCUUCUACCUGCAGGCUGAUGAUGGGAAGGUUGUUGUGUUUCAGAGCCAGCCAGAGAUUGAGUACUCCUUGCCUGAGUUACAAGCCCCGCGCUCCAACGUGGUCGACAAACCCUGGCCCCAAGUCAACUCCCACACACAGCGGCCACAUACUGGUGGGCGGUCACAUGGGGAGAGGAAUGCGGCAAAACCUGGGGCGAAAGGAAAGCAUGUCAGCCAACAUGCCGAGGACCCAGCUGCUGAGCACGACUUCCUGGGCUGCAUGUCAAGGCGCUCAGGACUGCCGCGUUGGAUUUUAGCAGCAUGUCUCUUCCUGUCCAUCAUGGUGAUGCUGUGGCUUAGCUGUGCCAGUCUGGUCACGGCACCCGAGCAACACAUCAAGACUCAGCUUAGCAUCAACGGAGAUAAAGAGUACAUGGAUGAUGCCCAAAAGGUCAACCCCUACCACCUGACGCCAGUGAUCGCGAUGACAAUCGGCCAAUCGGAAGAGAGCAAGGAGGCGGGGCCGCUUCCGGUCAAGGUCGACCUGAGCAAAACAUCUCUCUAAAAGCACCGAAGAGGUCAAUACUUUUGGCGACUAGGGUUCAACUCAUCUCCAGAGCUAUUUCUCGCAAUUUAAGGGGAAGUUACGUUGUUUUUCUAAAUAAAAAAAACAAAAAACAUGCAUGACGACAUUUAUUAUAUCGGUUACGACGUACGUCCUGUCUGAAUACUAGUCUCCUCACUGAAUUCGCAAAACCUCAUGGAAUUGUAGUUUAGGUGCUUGUUCACAUAACGUACUAACGCAUUUUUGACUAUAAUGUAUACACUAGUAACAACUUCGCAACAAGUUUCUUAUCGCCGUUGUGAUACGUUCUUAUCGAAUUCUUAAACAGAAACACACUGUAUAAACACAGGGGCUCAGAUGGAAGAUUGCGCCACAACCUCACAAGAAGAGCAGAAGGCGUUUACGAACGUUUAGUUUAACGAUGAAUACUUUCAAAGCACCCCUCCUCUUUAUUAAUUAGCGACAGAUUUGAACUGGAAGAUAAGCUUUGAAGGUAAUACGUCGCACUCUGGAUUCUCGCUUUGAUGUGAAAUGAGCAACGGAAAAAUCAAAUGCAGCCAAUUAGCGAAAGAUCUGCUUUCGUAACGACGUUUACAAAACAUGAAUGCGUCCUUUGAACUGAUAUGUAAUCAAACUGACAAGGACUCUUAAUUACUUUACAGAUUGUGAAUGCCGGUAGUUUGAAGAGUUAAAUUAGGAUUUCGUUCAAUUGUAUAGUUAAGUUAAAAACAGUCUUUAUAACAGGCACUGAGGGCGAUUUUCAUAUGCGUAAUUAUGCAUCCAUAACAAGCCUGACUAAACUACUCACAUUCAUGUCAAGGAAGCAUGAUGUAUUUAUUUAUUUAUUUAUGUAUUUAUUCGAAGCUUAAAGCAUAUGCCUGUAGUCUUUCAUCUCUCAUUUAGCUCAUUUAGAUUUUACAACGCAUUGUAAAUUUAUUCCCAACGUAGAGAGGAAAAACGCUUGCUGUUCAGACCGAAUGCGAAUUGUUGUAUUAUUCCAACGCCUUUCCCCUUAUAUUCUCCAUCUCUGCCCGAGAAAGCGAUGGGGUGGAGUUGGGGCGGGUUUUGAACGCCUAGCACCAGGCUUUGACGAAUAUCUUUUGUAUCUAGACUGUAGAGUUGACAGGCUUUCAUGGCACUAUUUGUCUUGUGCUGCUAUUUUUCCCCCAUUUAAGCCCAGCCACAGUGCAUGCUAGUACGCUACAAGACGUUGAAUAUAUCGUCCCAUCUAUUUUGGAAACAAACUGCUGUACGCUCGUGAUCUUUGUGUUUUUGCUUAAUGUUCAGUAGGCAUUGUAAUUAUGACCAUAGAUUACUAAGAAGUCAAGAGGUGGGAUACCUUAAUAAGCCAUUUAAUAUCUACUGGUUCAUCAUUACUGUAUGAAAUACGAGUCGGUAAUACAUUUUGUUUUUUCUCUUUUGAACAAUUUCCCAUAAGAUGCUCCAUAAUAUCAGACAAAUAAAGUGUUUUCAUGUUGUAAUUAA
Molecule: messenger RNA, 2647 nt
Organism: Labeo rohita (rohu)
Lineage: Eukaryota; Metazoa; Chordata; Actinopteri; Cypriniformes; Cyprinidae
Gene: tmem59l
Product: transmembrane protein 59-like
Exons: 8
Coding region: 143-1162 (339 amino acids)
Source: RefSeq, a predicted model, not a curated record